AAGCCAUCCCCGCAGACCGGCGGACGGGCUCCCGCAGCUCCGCGCGCACGCGCUGCCCGCCCCUUCCCUUCCCUUCCUUUCCGUUCCCGGCGGAAGCGGGGCGGCGCGGCAUGCGGAUGGAGGAGCGGCGCUACCGCUCAGCAUCGGGGGCGCCGCUGGCGCUGCGGUGCCGCCAGCACAGCGCUUCCUGCCGGGAGCUGGCGGUGCGCUGCCCCCGCCUGCAGCUCCGCUCGCUCAGCGCCGUCACCUCCGCCGUCUGGCUGGCGGCCUACGGGCUCUUCGUGCUCUGCGAGAAUAGCAUGGUGCUUUCUGCCGCUAUAUUCCUCACGCUGAUCGGCCUGAUCAUCUACCUGCACUUUGUGAAAAUUGACCAGGAAGCCCUACUGGUCAUCGGCUCACUUGGCAUCCAGGUGACUUCAUCCUAUGCUUCAGGGAAAGAGAGCACAACCUUCAUUGAGAUGAGCCAAGUAAAGGAUGUGGUUAUCAACGAAGCCAUCCAUAUGCAAAAAGUUAUCUAUUACCUGUGCAUCCUCCUGCGGGACCCUCGGGAUCCUCAGGGAGUAUCUGAGGUUGUGCCACUCUUUCAGAGUUCCAAACCACGUCUGGACUGCUUGAUAGAAGUGUACAAAAGUUGUCAUGAAAUCCUGGAUCAGAGGAAAACAGCGUCACAAUCAGAUGGAGUAAAAUAAUAUAAAAAAAAAAAAAUCAAGAUGGAAAACUUGCAGCAGGACUUGGAGAGAUGAAUGGAAAGGCAAGCAAAUCUGACCCAUGGCUUUUUAAAAUUAAAUGUUUAGAAUGUGGUGCAGUUGUAAGAAUGACAUUAUAGCUAACAGACUCACAGAGCUGUUACAGAAGAUACCAGCUGAAGCGCACAAGUGAGCCUAGAAAUUGACUGCUGUGAAAACAGGUGAGCAAAACUUUUUGAAGAGUCAGACAGAAGAAGUUUUUCCAUGCAUCUCUGGGAGAAAAAAAAAAAAAAGAAAAGAAAAAAAGAAUAUGCAGCAAAUGUUUACCCUUCUGUGGAUCUGAGACUUCUGAUAAACACAAAUCAUAACCUUGAGCAGACAGAAAAAAAGUGGGGUUUUUUUGUUUGUUUUUUUUUAAGUUUCUUUGUAAUCCUUUCUUGGAAAGAGUAUCAAGACAGAAGGGUGGGCUGGUACAGUAACUUCCUGAUCUAUGGGGGAAUUUCAGAAAGAGAAUGAUAGAAAAUUAAAAUAUACUGUUGCUUUGAUUUAUAUUUAUGGAAUUAAAUAUAGCAGAGUAUACUUUAGUUUCUUCAGGAAUCUGCUUAAAAGAGUCCUAUGGUAUUGGACCCUAGAGAGAAGAAGGGUCCAAGAUUGAUACACAGGGCUCACCUCCUCCAAGCAUAUGAAUAGUCCAUCCAAACAAGUUAGAAGUUGAGCAAAAAUGGCAAGAGACCUGCAUGGAUGAACGAGUCAUUACUGGUAAAAUUCAAACACCAAAUGGUAGAGUUGAGGACAGGAAGCCUGGGAGCAUUAUAGAGAUGCUGUCCAAGCAUGCAGGGUGUGCGGUUAGGAAAGCCAAAGCCUAUCUGGAAUUGAAUUUGUCUAGGAAUGCCAAAGGCAAAAAAAAGAUCUUCUAUAAGUACUUGAGUAACAAAAAGGCAAGGAAAAUGUGAGCUCACUGCUGAGUGGUGCAGAGAUGUGAUAACACAGGACCUGGAAAAGACUGGGGUAAUGAAUGCCUUCGUCAUUUCAGUCUUUACUAGAAAGACCAGACUUCAGGAAUCCCAGGCCGCAGAUAGGAGGGGAAAAUUCUGGAGCAAGGAAGGCCCUUGAUAGAAAAGGAUCAGGUUAGAAAAUACUUAAGCAAGCUGCCUGUUUGUAAGGCCAUGGGACCUGGUGGCAUGCACCUACAAGUGCUGAGGGAGUUUGCUGAUGACACAGUCUCGGAGGAAUGGCUGAUAUGCCAGAAGCAUGUGCUGCCAGCCAGAGGGACCCAGACAGGCUGGAGAGAUGAGCAUGCAGGAGCCUCUUGUAGUUCAACAAAGGCAAGUGCAGGGUCCUGCAACUAGAGAGGAAUAACUCCGUGCUGUUUCUUCCAGUGCGUGCUGGUUCUUUUUCAGAAGAGGACCUGAGUGUCACAGCGAACGCAAAGUUGAACAGGUGCCAGCAGUGUGUCCUUAGUGCAAAAAGGCUGAGAGUGCCCUGGGUUGCGUGGGAGAUGCAUUGCUAUAGCAGUUCAGGGGAAGGGAUCCCUCCCCUCUCCUCGGCACUGGUGAGACCACACCUGGAGUGCUGCAUCCAUUUCUGGGCUCUCCAGUAUGUGGACAUACUGGAGAGAGAGACAAUGAAGGUCCGCUUACAUUCAUAUGGAGCUGGAGCCUGAAGAAAGACUGGGAGAGCUGUGGCUGUUCAGCCUAGAGAAAAGAGGGUUUAGGGGGAAUCUUAUCGUUAUAUGUAAGUACCUAAAGGGAGCUAGUAAAGAAGAUGGAGUUAAGGUUUUUGGGAGUUGGAACAGAGGUCCCUUCCAACCUCAUCCAAAAGAGCCAGAUCAAUUACUAUGAGAAUAUGAGAAAAAUAUGUUGUUAAAAUGAUAAUAAUGGCUAUGUGAAUAAAGUAACUUAAUGUGGAGAAA
Molecule: messenger RNA, 2598 nt
Organism: Numida meleagris (helmeted guineafowl)
Lineage: Eukaryota; Metazoa; Chordata; Aves; Galliformes; Numididae
Gene: PIGH
Product: phosphatidylinositol glycan anchor biosynthesis class H
Exons: 4
Coding region: 111-689 (192 amino acids)
Biological process (GO): GPI anchor biosynthetic process
Cellular component (GO): glycosylphosphatidylinositol-N-acetylglucosaminyltransferase (GPI-GnT) complex
Source: RefSeq, a predicted model, not a curated record